ACAAUAAAUUCUAGGUCUUACUAAUUUUAAUUGACCUUAUCUUGACGUUAUAUUAUAGAUUUAACGUAUAGAAUUUGAAAAGGACCAAUUUUAAGGGGGAAUUAAUUUGUUGUAUAAAUAUGCCAAAAUUCUACUGCGAAUAUUGUAGUAUAUAUCUCACCCAUAGCUCCCCAGCUGGCAGAAAACAACACUCACAAGGACGCAAGCAUAUAAAUGCCAAGGUCGACUACUAUCAGAAAUUGGUACGUGAACGGUUCUUUCAACCACCGCCAAUGGUAAAUCUUCAAGUUGGUGUCCCAGGAGUAUUUCCUCAAAUAAUGCCCGUGAUGCCACCUGGAAUUCCGGUCCAGCGUCCAAUGAUAUCUCCACCGGUACAACCUCCGAUGGGUAUUCCAUUUGAACAUCCACAAGGACUCACAAUCGCACCACCAGCGCCAGCCGGAAAACCACCCAUACAUAGCAUACCAGGACCUGAAUCGCAACAAAAUAAACAAAUUGGAACAUUUCCACCGCAAAUUAAUAGAUGAUCGCACUCAUACCCAGUCGAUAGAUCAUAAUUUUUAUAAAUAAUUUUUUCCUGAAAAAAAGCUUAAUCACAUCAUUAAUAUG
This is a messenger RNA of Theileria equi strain WA, 609 nucleotides long. RefSeq lists its product as hypothetical. Lineage: Eukaryota; Apicomplexa; Aconoidasida; Piroplasmida; Theileriidae. Gene Ontology annotation, biological process: spliceosomal snRNP assembly; mRNA 5'-splice site recognition; mRNA splicing, via spliceosome. The transcript has 4 exons. The record is from RefSeq and is a predicted model, not a curated record. Bases 120 to 527 code for a protein of 135 amino acids. Gene Ontology annotation, molecular function: pre-mRNA 5'-splice site binding; zinc ion binding. Gene Ontology annotation, cellular component: nucleus; U1 snRNP.